UUAAAUAGAAUAUAAUAUAUUAUUAAAUUUAUAGUGAGUGAUAGAUAACUUUAAAUAUUUAAUGAAUAAAGAAUAAAAAAUUGUAUUUUAUAAUGAAAGAUGAGAUUGAUAAAAUUAAAGUCUUUAGUUUAAAGUUUAUGUUAAUCUAGAUUACUGGAUAAAAGAAAAAAAAAAAUGGUAUUGUUUCCUCUGCCAAGACUACCAUGUACAUAAACCUGUACCAAAACAAUCUACAAGAAAGAUAAAUUUUGAAGGCCAUUUGUUUUGCUUCCUUUCUUCACGGGCCGCCCUUACUCAUGCUAGAGACGUAUUUGUUGCAUCAAAGUACAUUAACAGUAGAGUUUAAUUAAAAUUAUACUACUUAAUUCUAAAUUAAACUAAGGUAGAAUUCUUGACCGUCUAGACUUGACCAUGAAACCUAAUUGCGAAGUUAAGGAAACCACUCUGAUUCCCCUGUAAGCUCUACCAGUCUAGUUUUGCAGUUCUCUUUUCUCUUCCCUUGUAAUAAAUUUUGCCUCUGAUUCUUCUACGGAUGUACUGACAGCUUUUAUCAGGGAAGAUGGAAGAGGCUAUCAAAAAGGAGUUCAAACAGUUUGACAUUGUUACUGACUACUCGGAUCAUCAUUACAGUACCCAUUUUCCGUCUUCAGCUGCGUUCGCCGAUGCUAACAGUAAAGUACACAAGAAAAUCAUGCAAGAAUGGUGUAUUCUCGAAAACAACCUCCCUGAAACGAUCUUUGUUCGAGUAUAUGAUGAAAGAAUAGAUUUGAUUCGGGCUGCGAUUUUAGGUGCCAAUGGUACUCCUUACCAUGAUAACAUAUUCUUCUUUGAUAUAGCGUUUCCAUUCAAUUACCCUGAUGAACCUCCAUCAGUAUAUUACCGGUCUCACGGCCUUAACUUGAACCCUAACUUAUAUGCACAUGGAUAUGUCUGUUUGAGCCUCUUGAAUACUUGGUACGGCGACCCACAAGAAAACUGGGUGCCUUCAGAAUCUUCAAUUCUACAAGUUUUGAUCUCUCUUCAAGGGCUAGUUCUAAAUGCUAAACCUUACUUCAACGAACCUGGGGCAAAACCAUCUAAUUCUUGGCAGGAAUACAACAAGGAUGUGUUCGUUUUAUCUUGCAAGACAAUGCUAUUGAGUCUCAAGAAUCCUCCUAAGAAUUUUGAGGGUUUUGUUGCGCAGUUUUUUCGUGAGCGUGCAACCACUAUACUGAAAGCCUGUGAUGACUAUAUGAAUGGUCAUGCUAGCAUUGGUUAUACUAUAGAAGAUACCUCCUCAGAAAUCGAACUGCCAAGUAAGUUCAAAAAAGAUUUGGAAGGGGUUUACAAGCAGCUUGAAGUGGCAUUUAACAAGAACGGAAUUGAAAAGCCAAAACAACCUGAUGAGAUAUAUGAAGGAAGAUGAGGUUUUAGAGGGGAAACAGACUGCAAAAGGAUGCGAUCAAUCGUCAGUAUUCACUAGAAGCAAAAAGAUGUUCAAGAACAAGAGCCCGUAGUCAUACCUGAUCAGCUUUUCUCUGUAGUAAUCAAAGUAAACAUUUUCUUAUUUUGGAAUUGAAAAAGGAUUAAU
This is a messenger RNA of Ricinus communis (castor bean), 1570 nucleotides long. RefSeq names its product putative ubiquitin-conjugating enzyme E2 38. The record is from RefSeq and is a predicted model, not a curated record. Lineage: Eukaryota; Viridiplantae; Streptophyta; Magnoliopsida; Malpighiales; Euphorbiaceae. Bases 560 to 1405 code for a protein of 281 amino acids. Gene Ontology annotation, molecular function: ubiquitin conjugating enzyme activity. The transcript is spliced from 2 exons.